AGACGUUAAAGACGUUUCUUAACACGCAACCCUCACACUCUCUCUAUCUUUCAAUAUAUAUACGUCCAUUACCUCCUUGUUAACUUACAAAUCCCUAAAUUAAUUUCAUAUACUUAAGAAUCUAAUCAACUGUUCCACUUUUCCCUCCUCAUGCGAGUUUGAUUCUUGCAGUGUUCAUAAUUACAAUUAAGAUAAAAUGGCUCUAUUCAGAGGGCAUUCAGCUGCACUCAUUGGAACUGUGGAAGUCACGUGCUACCAUAAUAAUUUGCCAACAACACUGAUAAAACCAAGUUGCUUGCCCCAAAUGCGGACAACCUUUGACUCAUUUUGGAGACGAAGAUCACAAAUCAAGUGCUCAUUGUCUAGAGAAGCUCUACCUCCACUGGAAUUCGAAGAGGAUGCUAGUGUGUCUACAUCUGAUUCUUUGGAGGGAGAAGAAUUCAGCCAUGUCAUGAAGUUUAAGUCUUCUGAUUUCAAGAUCAGUGAUCGGGUUAGCAUUGGCCUAGGUGGACGGGGGGACGAGGCUGUUUUUGAAGCAAUAAUCAAGGAUGCUGAUAGCCCUUUGCAUAACACGAGAGUGGUGCUUCGACGACUUACUAGUGCUCAAGCACAACGCAGAGGAAAACGUGCUAUACAGGUGUUAAAGAAACUGGCUCGUCGUAAACUGAUGUACCAUUCUUAUUCAAUGCAAGUUCAUGGCUACGUGUGUUCCCCAGCAAUGGAGCAUGAAGGCUCAUUUACACUUGUUCAUGGGUAUCAUGGUAGUUUUUCUUUGAGGCACUGGCUUCGACAGACGGAUUGGCUCCCGACAUUAGAAGCUACUCUUGCUUUAGAUGAAGAAUCUGUGAGAAGGGUGGGUGAUGAUACAGUUGGUGGCCCUGCUGUCUCCCGCCAGCUGCGUGUUACCAGAAUUGUGAUGAGAGAUCUACUGAUUGGAGUAAAUUACUUACAUAGUCACGGACUCGCCCAUACAGAGUUGAGAUUGGAGAAUGUUCACAUAAGUCCAGUUGAUAGACAUAUUAAAGUAGGAAUAUUUGGAAAUGCUGCUGACUUUUUAGAGGAUGGUCCAAAUAACAUGGACAGGCAACAAAUGAUGAUUGCAUUUGACAUGAGAUGUCUUGGAUUCAUCAUGGUAAAGAUGGUAUUGCGGGAACUUAUGGAUCCGAUUAUCUUCACGAAGUUCAAAGCAUUCCUCAACAAGGGAAAUGAUCCUUCCUGCUUGCGUGAGUUCCUACUAAGAACUUUGAACAAGAAUUCAUCACAUGGAAAUGUUGGACUGCAAAUGCUGGAUAGGAACUGGGGUGCGGGCUGGCACCUGCUAUCAUUGCUUCUUGCAGCUAAACCUCUCGAUAGAAUAAGAUGUUUAGAUGCUCUGAGGCACCCAUUUCUGUGUGGACCGAGAUGGCGGGUAAACCCAUCUAUGGACAUCAUCAGAUGGAGCUUGGGAUCAACUGCAGUUAGAAUUACUGAGGAGUACAUAUAUGGCCAGCAACAGCGGAUCAGGCUUGCUCACUUCCUCGAGUUAAUGGAGAUGUUGAAUCCUUAUUCGAAGCCAAAGAACUGGCUUGGGUUGCUACCUGGAAGAUGGAGAUUGGUGUACUGCACCGGGCGGCACAUAGGGUUAACGACUCGCCAGCCACCUUCACGUGUGCUCAUCGGCAAUGUGCACCUUACAAUAACCGAACCAUCAAAACCGAAAUCAGCAUUUUCAUUCACCUCCGACAUCGGCUUCCAGGUCCUAGUCGGCAAGGAGUGGCCGCACAAUAAAGUUGGCAUCGACGGAAAACUUAAAGUAACAUCCGCAUUCCGAUUAACCACAGGAGAACGACUUUACACAAAAGAAGAAAAGGGUACCGGAAAUCUCCCAUCAGUUGCAACCAACGCCCAAGAUUCAGCGAUCAAGAAACUCUCUGGUAAAAAAUGGAGAAAAGCACUACGUCAUCGAGAGUUACCCUCGAGUCUACCGGUGGCCAAACUGGUGUCAAGUGAAAUUGACGUGACCCUAGCAUUAAACGAGCCAUUGACCAAAGACAUUGACUCUGCGCAGGUUGCCAUUAAUGAAGUUCGGAUGCAAAUUCCACCUGAAAUGUUUGAUUUGUCGAAGAUUAUUUGCAGCACGUACAUAGAUUCGAGGAUGCUGGUUGUUCGUGGUGUCAAUGGCUCGGCGCUCUUGUUUACACGGGCGUGUAGCAUCGAAUAAUGUGGAUGUUGUGAUAUAUCGUAUUUGUGGUAGAUUGUACAUACGUAGACAUUACCGAUAACGAUGUGUUUUUAUUUUUUUUAAAAAAGUAAUGGAGUCAGAUGUAUAGUGUUAAUAAUUGUAGACGUUCGAAUGUUAAUAGGAAUCGUAAAAAUCAC
This is a messenger RNA of Cynara cardunculus var. scolymus (artichoke), 2358 nucleotides long. RefSeq names its product probable plastid-lipid-associated protein 14, chloroplastic. The record is from RefSeq and is a predicted model, not a curated record. The transcript has 14 exons. Gene Ontology annotation, biological process: protein phosphorylation. Gene Ontology annotation, molecular function: ATP binding; protein kinase activity. Bases 197 to 2200 code for a protein of 667 amino acids. NCBI's taxonomy places the organism in Eukaryota, Viridiplantae, Streptophyta, Magnoliopsida, Asterales, Asteraceae.